Molecule: messenger RNA, 2250 nt
Organism: Salvelinus namaycush (lake trout)
Lineage: Eukaryota; Metazoa; Chordata; Actinopteri; Salmoniformes; Salmonidae
Gene: plppr3b
Product: phospholipid phosphatase related 3b
Exons: 7
Coding region: 1-2250 (749 amino acids)
Biological process (GO): phospholipid metabolic process; phospholipid dephosphorylation; signal transduction
Molecular function (GO): phosphatidate phosphatase activity
Source: RefSeq, a predicted model, not a curated record
AUGAUGACUCCAAGAGACCCAAAGCCCAAGAAGAAACCGCCGAAAGAUAGCUUGACUCUGUUGCCAUGCUUCUAUUUUGUAGAGCUGCCCAUUGUGGCUUCUUCUAUGGUGUCGCUCUACUUCCUGGAGCUGACGGACCUGCUCCAGCCUGCCCAGGUAGGCUUCCGUUGCCAUGACCGCAUGCUGAGCAUGCCCUACGUUGACGGUGGAGAUGAGCUCAUCCCUCUACUCAUGCUGCUCAGCCUGGCCUUCGCUGGCCCGGCCGCGUCGAUCAUGAUGGGGGAGGGCCUGGUCUACUUCAUGCAGUCACGCCUUAAGAUCCGCCCUGGGGUGGAGGGCAGCAUCAACGCCGGCGGGUGCAACUUCAACUCCUUCCUUCGGCGAACGGUGCGCUUCGUAGGUGUCCAUGUGUUUGGGUUGUGUGCCACGGCUCUAAUGACUGAUGUGAUUCAGUUGGCCACAGGUUAUCACACUCCCUUCUUCCUGACUGUGUGCAAGCCCAACUACACACAGCCAGGGGUGGCCUGUGAUAAAAACCCCUACAUCACCAAGGACAUCUGCUCCGGUCACGACCAGCACGCCAUCGUCUCUGCCAGGAAAACCUUUCCCUCCCAGCACGCAACCCUGUCUGCCUUUGCUGCUGUGUACAUAUCAAUGUACUUCAACUCAACCAUCUCAGACAGCACCAAGCUGCUGAAGCCAGUGUUGGUGUUUGCGUUUGCCAUCGUGGCGGCGCUAACCGGUCUCACUCAGAUCACCCAGUACCGCAGCCACCCCAUUGACGUCUACGUGGGCUUCCUCAUAGGGGCCGGCAUCGCUGCUUACCUGGCUUUCCACGCCGUUGGCAACUUCAGGUCCUCCGACGACAUCAUCAUCAAGCCAGCUCCACCCCCCCAGAAGGAGGACGCCCUGCGAGCGCUGACCCAGCGGGGCCACGACUCGGUCUACAACAAAGGUGUCGCCUCAGCAUCGGAGAGCGCCGACGAGAUCGCCGCGCCGCCCUCCCUGGACCGGCUGGAGGGCAUGGGGCGGCCACUACAGCGCGAGAAGGCCUCUAUCGGGAGCUUGAAAAGGGCCAGCGUGGACGUGGAGCUCCUGGCGCCCCGCAGCCCCAUGGGCCAGCAGACCAUGGUGACCUUCAGCAACACGCUGCCCAGAUCUAGCAUGAACGCUAACGGGGGCCUGGGCGCUAACGGGGGCCUAGAGGAGCCCAUGAUGCCUACUCAACCCGUACAAAGGAGGCUCAAGGCUGUGCAAGUGCCCAUGGACCCCAUGCGCUCACAGCAGUUGGUGACGGAGUGGAAGCAGAAGUCCAUGGAGAUGCGGGGUCUGAGCCUUAGGGAUGAAGCCGAGCGAGAUGCCAGUGAGGAGGGCUCCGAAGGGGGGGAGGAAGGGUCCGAGGACGGGGGGCCACAGGCCUCGCUCUAUCCAUCUAUGGUGCAGUCCAACAGGGGAGCUUCCGCCGGUCCAAUCCCCGUCAGUGUGGGGCCUCCAGGGAGUGCCAGGGUGGUGGCAACUCCUAGACCCCCCCACAUCCCCGAGGCGGGUCCCCCGCCAGUGUCGCCCAAAAGCGCACUAACCCGCGCCAAGUGGCUGUCCAUCACAGAGAAGAGCGGUGGUGGCGGGUCGAUUCGCGGGGCACCCAACCAGCCGCGCAUCAUGCAGGUGAUCGCCAUGUCCAAGCAGCAGGGCCUCCUCCCUUCCUCCUCCUCAGGGGGCACGCCCAAGUCCUCCGAGACCACCUCCACCUCCUCCUGCACCUCCUCUACGGCCAGUGCCGAUUCGCCCCACUACCGCCCGCCCUCAGAGGCCCAGCGUGAUUCGGCCAUCAUCACCGUAGACGCCCACGCCCCCCACCACCCGGUGGUGCACGGUGGCCCGCCCCCCUGCUCGGGCAACGGGAACCCCUGGGAGUGGAGGGGCGCGUCCAACGGCAGCGACCCUCGAGACUCCUACGAGCUCAACGACCUGAACCGCGGCGACAGCGUUGGUGCUCGCAGCAGCACCGGCAGCUUCCGGCCGCACCAGACCAUCUCGCCGUGCUCCUCCACCGGCGACGGAGACGCAGAGAUGCUUCCCCCUCUGCCCCUCCCCCACGCGGAGGUCCCCCACGACGGGAGAAGCCGGGAGUCCACUUUACGACGCAAGACUGCGCUAGUCCUCCUGGAGAGGGACAUUCAAUUUCAAAACAAGAGUGAGCAGGAGAACUACUAUAAAAAAAUACAGGGUGGCCGGAGGUAUAAGGAUUAG